Molecule: messenger RNA, 2170 nt
Organism: Daphnia pulicaria
Lineage: Eukaryota; Metazoa; Arthropoda; Branchiopoda; Diplostraca; Daphniidae
Product: serine/threonine-protein phosphatase 6 regulatory ankyrin repeat subunit B-like
Exons: 6
Coding region: 161-1756 (531 amino acids)
Molecular function (GO): protein binding
Source: RefSeq, a predicted model, not a curated record
UAGCAGACCACGACAGUUGAGUGUAAUAUAAACAAAGAGGCGAACAAAAUCGUCAGUUGGUAAAUGGUAAUAACUAUUUAAAAAAUCAAAACUUGCACAUUUAGAGGCACAACGAAAUAAAAUAUACAGCCUACACUUUUUCCACGUCCGAGUUGAAACCAUGGAGAAUGCCGAAGAGCUGGUCUAUUUGGCAGUUAGUAAUGGUGAAUGGAUGGAUGAAAAAACGUUGCAAUUGAUCAAAAGUGUUGAUAUCAACAAGCUGUGCAGAUCUGGAAUGACAAUUCUUGGGCGGGCUGCACAGCUAGGUCUGUUUUUGUUUGUAAAACAAGUUUUACAUAGCUCCCUACAAUACAAAGCUCACUUUCCAUUAACCAAGUGUCGUGGACAUAGAAGACCUCACCAUCACUCCAGUGGGAGUGUUACCAGGAAGCAUCCAGGAACUUCAUCUUCUGAAGAUGAUGAUUUCUUUGAUGGAAGAUGCACUUCCUUAUGCAAAUUAAUGGAAGCACCUUUGGGAAUAGGGAUGGACCCAAUUAUUUGUGAUGUGAAUGUAUCAGAUUCUUAUGGAAGAACAGCAUUGCAUUAUGCAGCAGAACAGGGACAUGCUGAUAUUAUUGAUGUGCUUCUGGUAGCUGGAUCUUUUGUGAAUGCGAUGGACUUUGAAGGAAUGACUCCGUUGUAUCUUGCGUCAGCACGCGGGAAUUUAGAAGCCGUCCAGGCGUUAGUUCAGCAUUCAGCAAACAUUAAUUUAAGGGCCACUGAUAAAUCAACACCUUUGCAUUCCGCUGCAAGCAGAGGGCAACUGGAAAUUCUUCGGAUUUUAAUCAAUCACGGCUCUAAAGUUGACACCCUGGAUUACUCCGAUCGAAGUCCUUUGUACGUGGCCGCUCAGCGUGGUCAUAAAGACGUUGUUGAAGUUCUUUUACUAAAAGGGGCCAAGGUUAAUUUGGAAGAAAUUCAUGGAUACACGGCAUUGUGUGAAGCUGUUUGGCAGAAUAAUACCGACAUGGCUGAAUUACUUGUUAGCCGAGGGGCUCGUGUGACCACGCAGUCUCACAUGUUGCUCCACUGCGCUGUAACACAGGGAAACACUGCCAUGGCUAAAUUGUUAUUGAACGCCAGAAGCGUUCCUAACCUUCGCGAUGAUCAUGGCAACACGCCUCUACUUUUGGCUGCAAAACAGGGUCAUCUAGCGAUGGUUGAGCUCUUGCUAGAGCACGGAGCUAACCCAAACUAUCCCAACGCACUAAGCGGUGUCCACCCAAUCCAUGAAGCUGCCCAAUCCAUGAGUGAUGAAGACGUGAAUAUUUUCGAUCAGAUUCUGGAAACUUUGCAGAAGUAUGGCGGUCGUUUAAACAUCGAGAGUUUUACUCCUGGUGAUACCCCUUUGCUACGUGCCGUCGUACAUCAUCACCCUGAACUAGCAACGGCUUUGUUUUCACGUGGUGCCGAUCCCAAUCUCAGUUCACUCUAUUCAUGUCCUGUUGACAUCCUAACAUUAGCCAUUCGAAAUGGUUACACUAGUUUUGCUAAAGCACUUGUUCGCGGGGGUUUAGAUUUCAACCGAAUUCGUGUUGAGCCCGACAGUACCAACCAUUGGCUAGUCCAGUAUAAAUCUAGUCCUCAGCCGCUACUAGAUUCUUGCAGACUAGUUAUCAGACGUCAACUUGGCGAAUUUGUUACGCAAAAAAUCGCAAAUUCUGCACUACCCGAACAUUUGAAAAGAACUAUAUUGUUAAAGGAAUGCGUUCGAUAAAGUUUAUCAUUAUUAUUGUCAACUUAUAUAUAUUUGGGUUGCCGCGUCAUAUUAAGGUAAUCCAAACUGAAUAUUUUGGUUGAAUUUCGAGCAUCCGUCUCCCAAAAGUAAGCUGCGAGAUUUAUUGAUGUUUUUCUUUAUUGAUAUGUAAAGGAUAAAACUUUUUUAUCAUACAUAAUCUUCGUGUAUUUCCAGAUCUGAUAAAAGGGUCACCAAAAAUUAAUCUCACUUAAAACUGUAGCCUCGACUCGCAAUUCACAUAGCUUCCAAGUCACACAUGCAUGAGCAAUUUUGGUUGAUCUGUUUUCUUAAUCACAUUUUUUGCGCAAAGGAAGAUGCAUUAUGCAUUUGUACAUUCUGUGUUCUUACACCACACCAAAAUUAUGACAUUCCGUGUCUCGUGAUAGGAAAUGA